This is a messenger RNA of Chiloscyllium plagiosum (whitespotted bambooshark), 1202 nucleotides long. RefSeq names its product C-C motif chemokine 28-like. Gene Ontology annotation, biological process: immune response. Gene Ontology annotation, molecular function: chemokine activity. NCBI's taxonomy places the organism in Eukaryota, Metazoa, Chordata, Chondrichthyes, Orectolobiformes, Hemiscylliidae. The record is from RefSeq and is a predicted model, not a curated record. Gene Ontology annotation, cellular component: extracellular region.
UCCACAGAGAGCGUUUGAGAUCGUCAACAAAAUAAUUUGGACAAACUAAAGGUUUUUCAGUGGUGGACAUAAAGACAAUGCCUUCUGGGAAAAGUUGUUUCUAGUGAAGAGAAAUGUAAAGGAAACAGCUAAAUAUAGGGACAGGAGCUGGUGUACAAAUCUGAUCGCCUUAUCAGAGUUUCCACAGGGGCAUGAGUAAACCCACCUCCACAGCAUCACCUCCCCUCAUGGAAUUUAGACAGGAAGCUGACCAUCUGAGAGGAUAUAUACAAGCUGCAUUGCAAAGAAGAUUUAGAAUUUUCAAACUAGCCAGCGAGUAAGGAAACCUAUUUCAAGAAAAUGAAGCAAACUUUUGUGGUGCUGAUUUGUGUCAGUAUCGUUGCCUCGGUUAUAUUAGCAGUUCCUACUGCAAGACGAAAGAGCUGCUGCCGGAGUCACUCAAAAUCAAUCCCUGUCCUGAAGAAUAUUAAGGAAUAUCGCAUUCAGGAAAACGAUGGUCGCUGCAGAAUUAAAGCUGUGGUAUUCACAGUAAAAAAAAGGCAGAUCUGUUCAAAUCCAGAUGAUAACAGAGUGAAGCAACUUCUGGAAAAGCUUUCCCAAACAGAACAGAAGAGAUGAAGAUGUUGAUUGCCCUUUUGAAUGACGAGGAUAUCAGAAUGUUUAACACAGGAAGAAAAUUUUCAAAAAGUGUCUUUUAAUUUCAUCUUUCAACAUUUUACAUAAGUUUUCUUGUCAUCAGAAAGUUCUUGAAAGAAACUUUAAACACAGCAGUUAAAUUUAUUGAACCAACAUCAGUCUGAUACGAUGCCACUUUAUCACUGAUUUACUUCAUAAUUAUUAUUAAUGCUACAGAAACGGAAUGGAUGGGGUGUGCCAGUCUCUAAGGACAAUGGACAAUUUGUAGUUUCUUAUUGCUUGAGUGUUGAAUUUCCCCCAUUUCUAGAUCUAAUAUUCUCAUCAGGUUGUCUGAAAUCAGUAACCACUGUUGGUACAUCAGUGUCUGCAAUAGCAGAACAUGGCUAACCCAGUAAGGAAACUAAACAGUCUGUGUGGGUACACUCAAUAGGUGUAGUCAUUCAAGCACCUGGAAAGGCAGCCAAGCGAUCAAAUUCUGCUUUUGUUAAAAAAAAACUUCCACCUUUCUGAAGCAGGGCAAUUCUUAUGUCAAUAAAGAAAAUAAAAUUUUGAAAGUGAAAUUAAAA